CCAUUGCUCUUGAGAUAGAACACUUUGUCCACAUUGUGGCCAGUGUUGCUAUCUCCAUUGGAGUGCUUUUCUUCAUCAUUGCGGUCUCCAUGCAUUACCAUGUCCUGGAUUCCAUCAUCUUCCUCAUCGGUAUCAUUGUGGCCAAUGUGCCUGAGGGACUGUUAGCUACGGUUACGGUAACCUUGUCCUUGACCGCCAAGAGGAUGGCUAAAAAGAAUUGUUUGGUCAAGAAUUUGGAAGCCGUAGAGACACUGGGAUCCACUUCUGUCAUCUGCUCUGACAAGACGGGAACACUGACCCAGAAUCGAAUGACUGUAGCUCACCUGUGGUUUGACAAUGAAGUCUUCUCAGCGGACACCAGCGAAGAUCAGUCAAGUCAAUCGUUUGACCAAACGUCAGGCACAUGGGCUGCGUUAUCGAAAAUUGUCUCCCUUUGUAACCGGGCUGAAUUUAGGCCAGGCCAAGAAAAUGUACCCAUCAUGAAGAGAAUAGUCGUGGGAGAUGCUUCAGAAACAGCUCUUCUAAAAUUCUCAGAAGUGGUUUUGGGCGACGUCAUGGACAUCAGGAAGAAAAACCGGAAAGUGGCAGAAAUCCCCUUCAAUUCCACUAACAAGUUUCAGCUCUCCAUCCAUGAAACUGAAGACCCGAAUGACAAGCGUUUCCUGCUGGUGAUGAAAGGUGCUCCCGAACGGAUUUUAGAGAGAUGCACCACCAUGCUGGUUAACGGAAAGGAAGAGCCUCUGGAUGAGGAGAAAGCAGAAGCAUUCCAAACAGCAUAUUUGGCCCUAGGGGGAAUGGGAGAAAGAGUCCUUGGCUUCUGUCAUUUGCAUCUACCAGAAGAGGAAUUUCCAGAGAACUACACAUUCAACACUGAUUCCAUGAACUUUCCCACCAAUGGUCUUUGUUUCGUGGGACUCAUGUCAAUGAUUGACCCUCCUCGAUCUACUGUUCCAGAUGCUGUAAUAAAAUGCCGUAGUGCUGGGAUCAAGGUAAUAAUGGUGACAGGGGACCACCCUAUUACAGCGAAAGCCAUUGCUAAAAGUGUGGGGAUCAUCUCGGCUACCAGUGAGACAGUGGAAGACAUCGCUAAGCGCCUCAACAUUCCUGUUGAACAGGUGAACAAACGCAAGCAGUAGUUGCUGUAACUGGCGAUGGAGUCAAUGAUUCACCAGCUUUGAAGAAAGCAGAUAUCGGAAUUGCAAUGGGGAUCGCUGGCUCUGAUGCAGCUAAAAAUGCAGCAGAUAUGGUCUUGCUGGAUGACAACUUUGCUUCCAUCGUUACUGGAGUUGAAGAAGGCCGCCUGAUUUUUGACAACUUGAAGAAAACGAUCGCCUACACCUUGACCAAAAACAUCGCCGAGUUAUGUCCUUUCCUGAUUUACAUCAUUGCCAGCAUACCCCUCCCUAUUGGCACCAUCACCAUCCUCUUUAUCGACCUGGGCACAGACAUU
Thamnophis sirtalis is the source of this 1450-nucleotide messenger RNA. The record is from RefSeq and is a predicted model, not a curated record. NCBI's taxonomy places the organism in Eukaryota, Metazoa, Chordata, Lepidosauria, Squamata, Natricidae.